AUGAACAGAAGCCAGAGUCAAGUCCUGUUUGUUCCAGAGGGAAAGCUGAGCUGCUCCUGUGAGUUCAAGGUGACUUACCCAACAGGGGUGGCCGGCAGAGGGGGCAUUCACAAGACUUUGGGAGAGGACCAGGAGCAGGUGGCAAAGCGGGAACCCCGGCUUGUUUCCAUUUGCUUCACCCACAGUGAUCUGGCUAAAGAUGCAGCAGAAAUUAUCCGGUUGGAGGGGAAAACCCAGCCCCAAGUUUCCUGCCCACCGCUCACCUCCCUAGCCAAGUUCAUAGCCCCUGCAGGAGUCAUGCCUAUGACAGCUUUCCCCACAGAGAGUUUCCUGGAAGUUAUAAACGAUCUAGAGAAGUUAGGCCUGGUGUCACCUGACCACUUGGAUUUCCUAGAAAACUGUUUGUUGAACAUUCACAGGAAAGACUUGGUAAAGAAGAUCCAGAAGCACAAACUGGAAGCUUCAGCUCACACCAUCGGCUCUUCACCUGUGUACAUAAAUGCACUUCAGGCAAAGCUUCCAAAACUCACUCUUAUCGACCCUCCAGGGAUGGGGAGCAGAGUGAAACUGCUAAAUGGAUCGGGAGCCAUUCAGAAGGGACAGGUCUCUGUAUCAGUAUCAGAAACUGGAACAACCAUGUCUCAGGCGCCUGACUGCUACAGAAUGCAAAGCCGGCCUUUGGGAGUAUGCCUGAUCAUAGACUGCAUUGGCAAUGAUACAAAUGUCCUGGUUGAUGCCUUUACCUCUCUGUACUUUGAUGUUCACUGUUACCAGUUCCUAAACGUCAAUUCCCUGCCACAAAAAUUGCACGAAGUGGCCAGACUGAAGCAACACAAGGACUAUGACUGCUUUGCCUGCGUCCUGGUCAGCCGAGGAAAUCACCAGGAUGUCUUCUGCACCGACCGCGUCUUGCCCGGCUUUGCUCUGGAGAAGGUGAAGAGGUUUUUCACCGGCGAUAAAUGCCCAGCCCUCUUGGGGAAACCGAAGCUUUUCUUUAUUCAGAACUACAUUGAACUGGGACAUCGGCAAGAGCAGAGCAGCUUUGUGGAGGCCGACGGAGAUCUUGCGUCUGCCAUCCCCCAGGUGGCAGACAUCCUCUGGAGCCAGAGCACGGUGGAGGCACCAGUAUUGGAGCGGUCACCCGCCUCAUCCUCCUUUUAUCUAUCCACACUGGCGGAGCUCUUGACAGAUCCACACAAAAGGAUGUUGUCUCUGCUAGAUAUUCUUGUGGAGUUGAAUGACAGAAUUUACAAAAGGAACACAGAUCACCCUACGGAGCAAUACUCACUCCUGUUAAAGCAUACCCUGAGAAAAAAGGUCUUCCUUUCACAAGGCUAGAGAUUAAAACUACACACACACAUAUCCUGGUUCAUUUGAGCUAUAUCUAUCAAGAAUAAAUGGUAGGUUUUUCUUCCAGGGCCAUGCAUGCGUGGGCUGUUCAAAUGUGGGUUUUUUUGGUAGUCUUAAACUAUUUAAACCAAAUCAAUGCUCAGCUUCAAGAUACUAUGGAUACCUUACUAAGCUAGCAUAGAUGUCACCUGUGCAGUUACAGUCUCAAGGUUCAAUUUGUAAUUUUCUCUUGUUGCCGAAUAUUUCGUAUUAGAAUAUUUAUUGGAAUAUUUCGGCAACGAGAAAAUUACAGAUUGGACCUUGAGACUGUAACUUCGCAUAUAUAUAAAACUUUCUGCUUGGCCAAAAGUUCAAGACGGAAAUUGGGUAUAGCUUUACUAUGUUAGAAAUUUUGUGCGAACACAGGGAGGUAGAGCCAGCAGGGACGUGACAUUUUAUAAGCGGAGUGCACUAUUUGACCACAGUAAACCAUGGAAUUGAAGAUCAUGGCCUUACUUGAACAGGGAAAGAUCAUGUAAUCGAAAUGCUACCGAGGGCACAAUGACUUGUUCUUGCCAACUUGUUGAACUUCAGACCUCUGGAGCCUGUAAGUGGAAAUGUAUGCACAGACUGUAAUAAACACACAAAUAUUUCCUGGCCAGUCACUGAGAAGACAUUGUCUUGAGUUCAGAACCGAAAUGCUCUUGUAUGUCAUAAUCAGACCUGUUUAAGAUUUCCCGGGAUGUAUUUGUUAUGGAAAAAUUGCUCCUGUGGGUAUCUCCUCUGUCCAGACUGUUCUGCACUUGCCGAUUAUUGAAUUAUUGAAAGCAAAGUGUAGCAGCACAGCAAUAUAUCAACCCAUCACCAAGAACUUCCACAUAACUUGAGUUAGUAUUCUCUCAGGUACAGGGAUCUAGCGCACCUUUCAGACCACUAGGAGGAUUCGAUGCAGUAAGAAUCCUGCUACGAUUCUCCAGCACUAAAUUGGAUGCAUAAACGGAACUAAGCUGAAUGUGAAGGAAAGAAACAAGGUUGUAAUUUGUUCUUGCAAGGAGUGGAGUUUGAGGAAUCUCUGCCACAGUUAUAUUUAUGUUGGUGACUUUGGACAAAAUUUCAUCUGAUAUUCUGUAUUUUUUAACAUAAAAAUGAUCAUUUAAUUGUUUGUGCAUGGUGUACUUAUGUGCUCUUUUUCUUUCAUCCAUUGUCUUCAUAAACCUUUACAUGCCCCUUAAGUUAUUGAAGAAUUCCUCUAUAUCUUGGAUUAGACCCAAGGAAGUCUAGUUCUUCUGGGUAACUGGUUUGAAUAUUGUUUACUAUACAGAAACACUGUUUUUAUUCAUUACUUUAAAGCAGUACCUCGCCAUUUUUAUUUUUGCAAAUAAAUUGGAAAUGAAGCAG
This is a messenger RNA of Sphaerodactylus townsendi, 2727 nucleotides long. It is a transcript of the gene CFLAR, whose product is annotated as CASP8 and FADD like apoptosis regulator. NCBI's taxonomy places the organism in Eukaryota, Metazoa, Chordata, Lepidosauria, Squamata, Sphaerodactylidae. Gene Ontology annotation, biological process: negative regulation of extrinsic apoptotic signaling pathway via death domain receptors; proteolysis. The coding region runs from base 1 to 1338 and encodes 445 amino acids. Gene Ontology annotation, molecular function: cysteine-type endopeptidase activity; protein binding. The record is from RefSeq and is a predicted model, not a curated record. The transcript has 10 exons.